AUGCAGUGGGAGGCGAUCGAGCGUGCCAUUGCGCUACGAGGCCGGCAGAUGUCCGCCGGUGACCGGCCUGCUGCCCAGCGGCAGGACACUGGCCACCCUGCUCUCAGCGAGGCCAAUACCAGCAUCCCGGUCACCCCGACUGUGAGCCACGAAGACAACGAGGCCUACGUCCCGCCCAGUGCCCGCACCUACGGCAUCACCACCAAUCCGCCUCCUCACCUCCUGGAGGCCGUCGGUGCUGAUGGCAGUACAGACCGCCGGCGGAGCUCUCCUUCAGAAGCUGCUGCGGGAGCUCGCGAUGGCGAGGAGUUGCUUCGUCGAUUGAGUCUGACCGGACAGGCUCCCAAGCAAGACGUCGCAGAUGUCGACCCUCGCACCGCCCAUCCUGGCCUCAGCUUGAGCGGCAACGUCAUCAGCGCUGCAUUUUGCGUCCCUUACAAGAUUGGCUACACCAGCAUUGGAGAAUGGGAGCUCUCCUCUCGUAGAGGCACUUCAGCGCUUUUCGAUUCGUUUCAGCACCUUUCCUCUCCUGAUUCACCCUGGAAGCACACCCUCGUGGGCUGGACGGGCGAGAUAGACCGCGUUCUUCGUCGCAAAGACCCUUCUGCUAAUUCCAAUGGCGUCACAUCGAUGGACUCAGUACCGGUCAACAAAGCUGCAGCUCCUAUCCCAGUCCACCGGGGUGAGAAGCCCGUGUCACCCCAAGAGCUUUCAGAGCUGCAUGUGCCGUUGGCCGAUCGGAUCAAGCUCGAGAAAGCACUCGAGUCCCAGCAAGGCGGCAACGUCUUGCCAGUCUGGCUGUGGGACGACAUCGACAAAGACGAAGUGGCAACGUUUCGCAAUCAGCAGCGUUGGAGACGCUACGGCGAGCACGAACUCUUCACCCUCUUCCACUACAAGCAAAACAAGCCUUCGGACGGCCGUGAUCUUCGCAAGGCGUGGGCUGACUAUUACUGCAUGAACCAGGCUUUUGCAGACGCCAUCAUCAACAUCUACAAGCCUGGAGACGUGGUCCUCAUCCACGACUAUCAACUCCUUCUCCUACCCAGCCUACUCCGCAACCGUAUCCCCAGCAUCUACGUGGGCUUCUUCCUGCACGUGCCAUUCCCUAGCAGCGAGUACUACCGCUGCUUGACACGCCGCAAGGAGGUUCUCGAAGGUGUCCUCGGCGCAAACAUGAUCGGCUUCCAAGCGUACAGCUACGCCCGCCACUUUUCAUCUUGCUGCACGCGCAUUCUCGGCUUCGACUCAUCUUCUGCUGGUGUCGAUGCAUAUGGAGCGCAUGUUCCAGUCGAUGUCUUCCCCAUUGGCAUCAACGCUGAGCACACGAUCAAGUCUGCCUUCGAAUCACCUGGUGUGGAGGAGAAGAUGAAGGCUUUGAGAGAGCUUUACGCAGGCAAGAAGAUCAUCGUCGGCCGCGACCGUUUGGACACUGUUCGUGGUGUUGCCCAAAAGCUGCAGGCCUUCGAGAUCUUCCUUGAGCGCCAUCCCGAGUGGCAUGACGAAGUCGUUCUCAUCCAAGUCACCAGUCCUACCAGCAUCGAGGAGCGUGAUGACAAGGGCGAUAAGACUGCGAACAAGAUCUCGGAGCUCGUGGCCAGAAUCAACGGCUCAUUUGGCUCGUUGAGCUUCACGCCAGUCCAGCACUACCCACAAUACUUGUCACAGGAGGAAUACUUUGCCCUCCUUCGCAUCGCAGAUCUUGGCCUCAUCACCAGUGUUCGAGACGGCAUGAACACGACUGCUCUGGAAUACGUCAUCUGCCAACGCGACAACCACGGCCCAUUGAUCAUCUCUGAGUUCAGUGGAACUGCUGGAAGCCUUGGAAACGCCAUCCACAUCAAUCCCUGGGACCUGGGUGGCACCGCCGAAGAGAUCAACACCGCCCUCACCAUGACCGACUACGAGAAGAAGCACACGCACGAGCUGCUGUACAAGCAUGUCACCACUAACACUGUACAAGCUUGGACAGACAACUACAUCAAGCGCCUACUAACCAACCUAGCAUCCUACGACCAGUCCAUUGCCACGCCUGCCUUAGACCGAUCCCAGCUGCUGUCGCAAUACCGCCGUUCAAGCCGCCGCUUGUUCAUGUUUGAUUAUGAUGGCACGCUAACUCCGAUUGUCAAGGACCCACAGUCGGCGAUUCCGUCUGAUAGAGUCACUCGGACGCUCAAGACACUUGCAUCGGAUCCCAAGAAUCAAGUCUGGAUCAUCUCAGGUCGUGACCAGGCCUUCCUCGAGGAGUGGAUGGGACACAUCUCUGAGCUUGGUUUGUCGGCUGAGCACGGAUCAUUCAUGCGCAUGCCCAACUCGGGCAAUUGGGAGAACCUCACCGAAACCCUGGACAUGUCAUGGCAGAGCGAAGUCAUGGAUGUCUUUCAACACUACUCUGAGCGAACGCAAGGCAGCUUCAUCGAGCGCAAGAAGAUUGCGCUCACGUGGCACUAUCGUAGAGCGGAUCCAGACUACGGCGCUUUCAUGGCCCGCGAGUGCCAGAAGCAUCUCGAGGCCACCGUCGCGAAGAAGUGGGAUGUGGAAGUCAUGACCGGCAAGGCGAAUCUGGAAGUUCGACCUCGUUUCGUCAACAAGGGCGAGAUCGCGAAGCGGCUUGUCAACGAGUACGGCGAGGGACCGGACGAAGCCCCAGACUUUGUGCUCUGCCUGGGCGACGACUUCACUGAUGAAGACAUGUUCCGCACCCUCCGCAAAUCCAAACUCCCCGAAGAGCACCGCUUCGCCGUCACCGUCGGCGCCAAGACAAAGCAAACCCUCGCGACCUGGCACCUCCUCGAGCCUUCCGACGUCAUCUCCUGCAUCGCCCUGCUCAACGGCUCCACGGACGCUGGCAACGCAGGCGCCGUCGCCCUCGUCGACGGCGCGGUCCCGGACGCGCGGUUGUAG
Messenger RNA from Zasmidium cellare ATCC 36951, 2904 nucleotides. Its product is annotated as glycosyltransferase family 20 protein. Bases 1 to 2904 code for a protein of 967 amino acids. Gene Ontology annotation, molecular function: catalytic activity. The transcript is spliced from 3 exons. Gene Ontology annotation, cellular component: alpha,alpha-trehalose-phosphate synthase complex (UDP-forming); cytosol. Lineage: Eukaryota; Fungi; Ascomycota; Dothideomycetes; Mycosphaerellales; Mycosphaerellaceae. The record is from RefSeq and is a predicted model, not a curated record. Gene Ontology annotation, biological process: cellular response to heat; fungal-type cell wall organization; trehalose biosynthetic process.